AUGUACAACAAAGUUCUCAAUGAUUUGUUAUACUCGCACAACUUUUAUCGCGCACAUCAUUCGGCUCCAUCAUUGGUGAUUAGUCAACGAUUGAAUUUCAUUGCUCAAAAGUAUGCCGAACAUCUAGCUGCGACAUCGAAGUUCGAACACAGCGGAAACACCUUUGGUAAUGAACCAUUAGGAGAAAAUCUUUUUAUGCAAUGGAUAUCUGAGGGUCGAGUUCCAGUUAGUGGAAGAGAAGCAGCAAAAAAUUGGUAUGGUGAAAUCGAAUUAUACGAUUUCAAACAUCCGAGAUAUUCUGAAGACACAGGGCACUUUACACAAAUGAUCUGGCAAUCUUCACAGAAGAUGGGUGUCGGAGUAGCUUUAUCCGCUAAUGGAAGAGAAGUUUACAUUGUGACGAAUUAUUAUCCUGUGGGAAAUAUUAUUAAUCCUGGAUAUUUUGAAAGAAAUGUUUUACCAGUAAAACUUUAA
Adineta ricciae is the source of this 474-nucleotide messenger RNA. Lineage: Eukaryota; Metazoa; Rotifera; Eurotatoria; Adinetida; Adinetidae. The record is from the annotation of a GenBank genome assembly.